Akanthomyces muscarius is the source of this 2289-nucleotide messenger RNA. RefSeq lists its product as uncharacterized. Gene Ontology annotation, biological process: transmembrane transport. The coding region runs from base 1 to 2289 and encodes 762 amino acids. The record is from RefSeq and is a predicted model, not a curated record. The transcript is spliced from 5 exons. Gene Ontology annotation, molecular function: oligopeptide transmembrane transporter activity. Lineage: Eukaryota; Fungi; Ascomycota; Sordariomycetes; Hypocreales; Cordycipitaceae.
AUGCCCGACACCGUCGAGGUUCGCUUCAAGGAUGACGGCGAGCGCCGGGCUUCAUCCGACAGCCCUGUCGGCCGUCCGCCUUCAAUCGCCAGUUCGACACCCUCGCGCGAGGAGACGCUCGUCGCCGCGGGCAUCGGCCACCGACCGGACGAUCCUGAGAUGCCCUGCCUCACAAUCCGCAUGUGGGUGAUUGGCAUCGCUUUCUGCCUCAUCGGUAGUGGCGUCAACACACUCUUCACGUUUCGCUUCCCCGCCGUCACGCUGUCGCAGUCGGCGAUUCAGCUGCUGUCCUACCCCGUCGGCCGCGCCUGGCACUUUGUCGUGCCCGACUGGGGCUUCACCGUCUUUGGUGAACGUUACAGCCUGAACCCGGGUCCGUUCAACUACAAGGAGAAUAUUCUGAUCUACAUCCUGGCCAACCUGAGCUUCCUGACCCGUCUCAGCGCCGAUGUGCUGACGGAGCAGCGCGUCUUCUACGGCCUCAACCUCGGAUGGGGCUUUGAGAUUACCAUUACGCUCGCGACGCUGCUCUUUGGCUUUGCGCUUGCUGGCUUGUCCCGUUCAAUCAUUGUCGAGCCUUCUCGCUUGAUGUGGCCGGGUGUGCUGGGUAAUACGGCGCUAAACUCGGCGCUGCAUCCCGUCGAAAACACGUACAAGACUACAGAAAUCCCCAGCGGCAUCUCCAACAGAGCGAGAUACAGAUUCUUCUUGAUGGCAUUUGCUGUCUCGUUCAUCUGGUACUGGUUCCCAGACUUCAUCUUUCCUGCGCUAGGCUACUUCACGUGGGUUUGCUGGAUUGCGCCAAAGAACGCCGUGGUCAACCAAGUCUUUGGCAUGAAGAGCGGUAUUGGUCUUUUGCCAUUUACAUUUGAUUGGGCCCAAAUUGCAUACAUUGGCUCGCCACUUGUCAUCCCGACUUGGGCCAUUAUCAAUAUUGGCGCAUCACUGGUCUUCUGGAUCUACAUUGUUACCCCGGCCAUUUACUACAGCAACACGUGGUUCACUGCCUACCUUCCAAUGCAGACCAAUUCAAUCUACGAUAAUCUCGGCAAGGUCUAUAAUGUCACCAGGGUCAUUGACAAGAAAGACGGCUUUGUGCUGGACCUGAACAAGUACCACAACUACUCUCCAAUCUAUCUGCCAGUCACCUAUGCCCUAAACACAUUUGGCCUCUGCUUCGCUAGUAUAUCGGCCCUCAUCGUGUGGCUCAUUCUCGAGAAGCGCCACGAGAUUUAUGAAGGUUUCUGUAAUUCCUCGCUGGCGGUGACCCUUCGCUUGGCUCCGAAGACGGAAAAGACCGUCCAGGAGCAGGCGUACGGCACAGUGCCAACAUGGUGGUAUCUAGUUGCUACUCUUGUUUCCAUCGGAGUUGGUAUCUUUGCUUGCGAGUACUACCCGGUGCAGUUGCAUUGGUACGGCGUUCUCCUGGCCAUGAUCAUUUCCGCCUUCUUCUUUGUUCCGCUCGCAUGGCUUUAUGCCACCACCAACAUCAAGAUCCAGAUUGACAUUUUCUGUCGCCUUGUUGCGGGAUAUAUUUGGGAAGGCAAGGUGUUGGCUAACAUUUGGUUCUUCAACAUUGGCUAUAUCUCUGGUAUCAAGGGUCUCGCAUUUGCGCAAGAUUUGAAGCUCGGAAUCUACUGCAAUAUUCCGCCGCGCAAGCUCUUUGCCGUCCAGGUUGUCGGCAUCAUCAUGGGCACGCUCGGUCAAGUCGCUGUCCUAGAGUGGGCUCUCAACAACAUCCCCAACAUCUGCACCAACAAGGCCGACAACGGUUUCACGUGUCCCUUUUCCCGCACCCACUUCAACACCAGCAUGGUCUGGGGUGCCAUCGGCCCACGCCGCUUCUUUGCGAAUGGCGCUCUGUACCGUGAUCUUCUCUGGUUCUUCUUCCUCGGUGCUCUGCUUCCACCGGCCGUCUACAUCCUCAAAAACUACGUUUUCCCUAAGACCAAGUGGCUCAAGCAGAUCCACAUCCCACUGUUCCUCGGUGGUCUCAACUUUAUCCCUCCGGCAUCCGGUACCAACUAUGGCAGCUGGGUUAUUGUAGGUCUCAUCUUUGGUCUCUGGAUCAAGCAGCGCAAGAGGCAGUGGUGGAAGCAGUACAACUUUAUUCUCAGCUCGGCCAUGGACUGUUCCGUGGCCAUUGCGGGAAUCCUGAUUUUCUUCUCCAUCUUCUACACCGGCGCCGCCAGCUACUUUAAGUGGUGGGGAACCGAGGUUCACAAGAAUACUUGCGACUGGAAGGGCUGCACUUACAAGGUGUUGGCCAAAGGGGAGAAAAUCCACUAG